Molecule: messenger RNA, 2021 nt
Organism: Crotalus tigris (Tiger rattlesnake)
Lineage: Eukaryota; Metazoa; Chordata; Lepidosauria; Squamata; Viperidae
Gene: KBTBD13
Product: kelch repeat and BTB domain containing 13
Exons: 1
Coding region: 622-1983 (453 amino acids)
Molecular function (GO): protein binding
Source: RefSeq, a predicted model, not a curated record
AAGGUCCCUUCCAACUCUGAUUCUAUUCUAUUCUAUGGAUAUGGAUAUGGAAAGAAAUUUUAAGUUUAACCUCAGCUAGAGCAUAAAUCAACUGAAAUCAAAUGUAGGGUUUGUCCUGCCCCACCCGCCUCAUCAUCCACUGUCCCACCACUUUCAGAGUGUGGCCUCUGGCAUUCCACCCACAAGCCAAGUGCCCUUGUACCCCAGAGAAAAGGGGGCACCCCCAUUCUAGAGGCAGUGAGGGCCAUUGUGCUCAGCGUCACAAUCACAGUGACCUUUGAAGAUCUGUCUAAUCAAAAGAGAGUUUUGUUUUGUGGUCUUUGUUUUCUUUUGUUACAACCUCUCUCUCCUUUGCAUGGAACCGAAGAAAUGCUGCUUAUAUCAGUUUGCAAAGUGCAUUGGAAGGAUCUCAUCCUGCUCAUGUUGCUGGCUGCUCUGGUCACAUGAAGACCAGUUAUCUUUAGCAGGACGUAUUUAUAUAUAGAGAGCACGCAAGCAUACCUUAGCCGCUCAAGCCAGCACAGGAGGGUAGAAGUUAACAGGGACCACUGCUUUAUCCCUGGAAAGACGCUGGGUGGAUGGGACUAGGGAGGAAGCAACUCUGGCAAAGAAAACGGAGCCAUGCAGUCACAAGUUGUGGAUCAUGUCCAGAUCCAGGUGGAAGACACCUUUUUCUCAGUGGACAAAGAUCUUCUGGUGGAACACAGUGAAUAUUUCCGUGCUCUCUUCCAGUCUGGCAUGAGGGAGAGCACGCAAAAGGAGAUCCAGAUCAGGAAUCUGAGUUCCGCUGGAUUUUGUAUCCUGCUAAAAGUUCUGGAAGGGGAAUGUCCACUGCUGAGCUGUGAGGAGAACCUCAAAGCGGUAGAAUGUGCCUCCUUCUUGCAGGUAAAAGCCCUGGCCAAGUACUUGAUUGUGUCCAUCAAUUCGGACAACUGCAUCAUCCUGUACCAAGCUGCUGCAAUGUUUGGCCUUCUGGACCUUUUCCAUAAAGCUGCCCUCUACAUAAGAGAUAGUUAUUCCGAGCUGGAGGAAUAUCUGGACUGCCUUUCUCCGGAUUUGUUGGAUUAUGUUGAAUCUCUUCUCCCCAGUAGCUUUGUGGCUGUGGGAGCUCACACACCCACCUAUGAGUUCCUGGAGGACGUCUCACGAUCCAUUUGCUACCUGGAGGAGGAAACCAACACCUGGAGGACCCUUUCUUAUUUGCCACUCACUGCCAGCACCUUUCUAGCUGGCAUGACGACCCUGGAUAACAAAAUUUACAUUGUGGGUGGGGUCUACGGGUACAACAAGCAGGUGGUGGACCAAAGCUUUUGCUACGAUCCGGUAAGCAACCUCUGGAGUCAAUUUUCUAGCCCUCAGCAACUUCGGUACGACAUCACCUUGACAGCCUUGGAAGAUACUCUUUAUGCUAUCGGUGGUGAAUUUGAGAAGACGCCGCUGAAAUCCGUAGAAAAAUUCAAUCUAUCCACCAACAAGUGGGACUUUCUGUCGGAUUUGCCCCAACCGGCAGCGGCUGUACCCUGUGCCCAAGCCAUGGGACGGAUCUUUGUUUGUUUAUGGAAACCUCUUGACACCACAAUCAUCUAUGAGUAUCUGCCCCAGAAGGAUGAAUGGCUUCCCAUCUCGACCCUGACUCAGCCUCAGAGUUACGGCCACUGUAUGGUGUCUCAUAGGGACAAUCUCUACGUCAUGCGCAAUGGGCCUUUUGAUGACUUCCUGAGAUGUAUGCUAGACCGCUUCAAUCUCACUACGAUGCAAUGGACAUCUUUACCUGGCCAGUACAUGAACAGCAAAGGGGCACUCUUCACUGCCAUCAUCAAGGGGGACACGGUUUAUACGGUCAACAAGAUGUUGACCUUGCUGUACACCAUCGAGGACAGCAAGUGGAAGUUCAAAAAGGAGAAAGCUGGUUUCCCAAGAAGUGGGUCUCUGCAAACCUUCCUUCUCAGGUUUCCGAGAACAGAUCACAGUAUUGCAACAUAAACGUGGGCAGCUCCGUGGAUUAUUGAGCGGUGGCCAUC